UGCCAGCUGAUCGAGGCAGGAGGCACAUAACUUUACCAACGGGGAGCCGCUCCGCCCUACUGCUUCAUACCACUAACUGCUCCCACCACACAGCACCGAGGGACCAGAGAGUGCCACGAGAGCCACACAGAGCCACCAGAGGACCAGUGAGUGCCACGAGAGCCACACAGAGCCACCAGAGGACCAGUGAGUGCCACGAGAGCCACACAGAGCCACCAGAGGACCAGUGAGUGCCAUGAGAGCCACACAGAGCCACCAGAGGACCAGAGAGUUCCACGAGAGCCACACAGAGCCACCAGAGGACCAGUGAGUGCCAUGAGAGCCACACAGAGCCACCAGAGGACCGUCGAAGGCUACACGCACCAAAUAAUUGCGGAGUGCCAGUAGAACCCAGUGUGUAGGGGCGGUGUAGGGGCGAGGCUCGGCGAAGAGGAAGUAGAAGAAAACAAGAAGAAAAAGAGGAAGAAGAAGAAAAACGAAGAGCAAAAGAAGAAGAACAGGAAAAAUAAAAAAAGGACCUGACACAUACAAGUAAACGACACGUACAAGACAAACUGCGGCUAUUUUGACCCCCCCCCCCCCCGUGAGUCCGUCUAGAGGGUCAGGUCAGAGGUCAUCAUGGGUGCCGACGCCGUGCCCAUAGCAGUGAUGACUGGUGGUGGGUGCAGUGAUGCCAAGGGUCAGAACAAGGGGGUGAUCCAGGUGGUCUUGGUGAUAACGGCCACCUCCUGCUGGCUAUUUUGGAUGCUGGCGUAUAUGCACCAAAUGAACCCGCUCAUUGGGCCCCAGCUCCACAACACAACCAUCAUCGCCAUACAGUACAUUUGGGAUGAAACCCUAAAACUUCCCGCGCGUGAGUGACGACCCAGCCGUCUGCCGCACCCUGCCACCAUCGCCAAGCCCUCGGGGACACUAACUGCCAUGUUGCGUGACGGUGUGGCUCUCAGGGCGGUGGCUGUGUUGAGGAGACGCUGCUGGUGGUGGUGGUGACCUGUUGGUGGGCAUGGUCAGCUCUUUACACAGCCCGUCAACUGGCUCUGGGUAUUCAUCUGUUGUCUCCGCAUGCUAAAUUUAUCCCGAGCCCAAAUUACAUAACAUCAUUUUCUAUUUCUUUUCUGCUGUAUUGGCUUCUAUAGUGGUGGUGGUGGUGGUCUGGCACUCUCUACAUUUCCCGUCAACUGGCUCUGGGCAUUCAUCCAUAGGCGCCGUAUGCUAAACCCAUUCAAGAUGAGAGUUUCGAGACGCCUCUUCGCCUGAAAUUGACCUCUCUUUUGCCCUCUUGAUCGUUCUUUCUUCUUUUUCCCUUUAUUUUCUUGUCAUAAAUAAAUCCGUAAAAAAGAACAGCAAGGUCAACUGCUUACCAAACUCUCACUCUGCCCAAAACUUAUCCUUUCUGCCUUUCCUCUCUUCCUAAAACUCCUCUUCCAUUCCCUAAAUUCAUCAUCACCAUCAUCAUCAUCUUGUUAUAAAUAAAUCGGUUAAAAAGAAUGGCAAGGUCGACUGCUUAUCAGACCCUCACUCGACUCAAAACUUCAUCCUUUCUGCCUUUCUUCUCUUCCUAAAACUCCUCUUCCAUUCCCUAAAUUAUCCUAAAAAUUGAAAAGAGGAAAAAAAACUCAGCCAGAAGUCCGUCCCCUCUUCCACUGCAGUAGGACAUGGGGCCAUAUCCUCAAACCCUUUGGCUGCCCAGCAUGUCUUUCCUAGGAGUUUUGGGCAUUUCCAGGGGUCGAUUGAUGGCCCUGGUGGUAGUUUGACCCUUCUUCUGUGUUAUGAUUGUGAAAAAGCACUCAUGAAAACCCGACUGAUCUCUUUUUUGACCCUUGGAAAUAGUUGAAUACCGACCCCGAUUGCUUAGGUGACAUAAGGGGGAGUAGCCGUGAACAUUACCUUGGAGUGUGGGUGAUGGAGGGGCCAGGCUCAUGGGACCAGUUUAGUGUUUGGUGACUAUGAUAACUUAGUGUACAGUGACGGGCAUUCCUGUAGUGUAGAGAUUGUGCGUGUGUGAAGUGUCUGGUGGUGUGUGGCGCUAUACGAGGGUCCGAGGGAACAUGGUCUUUUAAAUGCCACCUUUCCAGCCAGACACGUGCCUUUCUUUGGGUUUUCAGAGGCUGUGUUAUGUCAAGUUUUGGGUAUAACUUUUUAACAGUGAGUCGGAUAAGGGUGUUGAUUUGGCAAAGCGUGUGUCAGACCUUGCUCUAUGCACAAAACAAGUCCCAUUGGUCUCAAAUUCAUAAAUCCAUUGAAAUAACGCCUCCAUUUACUGCAUUUCUGUUUAGGGAUCUCAUAAUGUGCCCCUGAACCCCCUACACAGACACGCACAUAUGCUCACAAACGUCCCAUCGCCCCCAAGCUCAUAAAUCCCAUUGAACUAAAGCCUCCAUUUGGCUCAAUUUUCUUAGCUACUUGUCUGGCAUUAAAUAGAGGGUCUGCUAAGGGCCUUUGAGGAAUAGUCACAGGUUUUUGGGAAGAAUUUCUAGGCGCGAUUUCCUUGCUUAAAUCCCUUGGCGUUGACCGGACCAUGCCGCCGACAGCCUCUAGUAUAGCAUGUCCUCGUCCGGGUGUGAUAAUAGAGUAUACUUAACCAGGCGUGGGGCGACAGGGGAGCGUACUUACUGAUAGAUUAUGGCAUUCACGAGCCUCUCCGUCAUCGCACGCCUCAUACAUAUAUAUAUAUA
Messenger RNA from Eriocheir sinensis (Chinese mitten crab), 2675 nucleotides. RefSeq names its product V-type proton ATPase subunit e-like. The transcript has 4 exons. The record is from RefSeq and is a predicted model, not a curated record. Gene Ontology annotation, biological process: proton transmembrane transport. Gene Ontology annotation, cellular component: proton-transporting V-type ATPase, V0 domain; plasma membrane proton-transporting V-type ATPase complex. Bases 619 to 861 code for a protein of 80 amino acids. Lineage: Eukaryota; Metazoa; Arthropoda; Malacostraca; Decapoda; Varunidae. Gene Ontology annotation, molecular function: proton-transporting ATPase activity, rotational mechanism.